Nematostella vectensis (starlet sea anemone) is the source of this 1646-nucleotide messenger RNA. RefSeq names its product extensin. NCBI's taxonomy places the organism in Eukaryota, Metazoa, Cnidaria, Anthozoa, Actiniaria, Edwardsiidae. The transcript is spliced from 4 exons. The record is from RefSeq and is a predicted model, not a curated record. Bases 142 to 1107 code for a protein of 321 amino acids.
CCGGCGGGAGUUGAGAGAGAAAGAAAACAAUGACCUUAUUCUUCACUCGUGUGAGAAGGACAGAGUUUGCUAGCAGUCACAGGACACAGUACUUGUGCACCGAUAUAUAUAUAUAUAUCCCCCUAGACAAGGUGCGCCAUCAUGAAGCGUAUCGUAGUCCUAAUCGCCUUGAUUGCCUGGGUCAGCGCCAUCCCUCUGAAAUCGAGUAGAGGCAAGGCAAAUGACCCGCAAUACGGUCCCCAAUUCGGCGCCAGAGGUCAGCCUCAACAGUUCGGACAAGGUUAUGGACAACAAUUUGGACAGCAUCAGAGACAGCCUUACGGACAACAGCGAUACGGUCAACAACAGAGACAGCCAUACGGACAACAGCGAUACGGUCAACAACAGAGACAGCCAUACGGACAACAGCGAUACGGUCAACAACCACAGACUUACGGACAUCAGCAGAGGCAGCCAGCCCAGCGCCUGGCCCAACACCUUGGCCAGCAACCACCCAGCGGUCUGCCACAAGGUCAAUACGGCGCUCCACAGUACGGCAGCCAGUUCGGCCACGCACAAGGUCAAUACGGCGCUCCACAGUACGGCAGCCAGUUUGGCCCUGCCUCUCCAUCAUUCGGAUCCGUGUACGGUGCCCCCGUCCAAUUCAGCGGGAUGCCCUCCCAGUGCGCCCCAUCCUGCAUGGCCGCCUCCCCUUGCCCCUCUUCCUGUCAGCCAACCUGCUGCGGAAUGAACCCCUCCCAGCUUGCACAGUCGGUGGUCCCUGCCCCACAGUACGUGCAUGUCCCUCCUGCCACACCCACCCCUAAGCCUCCUCCAACUCCCAAGACCCCCAAGCCAGGUGCUGCCCCUAAGAUCAAGAACGGCUGCCUCCCUCCCUGCACCACCAGCGUGAUGGGAGCGUCUUACUCAAGCCCUGCUCAAUUCGUCAUGCCUCAGUUCCCUCCCCAGAUGCCCCCGCAGAUGCCCAUGUCCAAGCCCUUUGUCAUGCCCCAGUACCAGCCACCGCCUAUGGCCCCCAUGGGGUGCGCCCCUCAGUGUUCCCCUGUCUCACCCAUGUUCAUGGGAUGCCAGUCAUCCUGUCCCACCCGCUGCUGCAAACGAGGGUAAAGAGAGACCGGCCCACGUUUUGUAUGUAAAUAAGUAGAGUAACUCUUGACAAGGGAUCUGUAUGAGAUGAGAACAGGACAACAUAGAAGCUUAGAGUUCCUCUAAAGGCGCCUUAAUUAAACGCACUCAAGCCAUGAACGUUGGACAAAAAAAAAAGGCUCUCAAAGGCGAAGUACUGCUAGAAUGCCCGUGUUUUAACCAAAUAAUCUACUAAUCUACUAACAUAUUUAAUUACUAAUAGCUAAUAUACUAAUAAUCUACUACUAACAAUACAAACUUAUAAUAACUAAGUAAUAAUAAUAAUAACAUAGUAAUAACGAAUGACCAGGAGUGGCUGCAGUAAGGCCCUAAUGGUAGGCGUUAACUAAUUUGUAUGACGAAGCAGCGAACUCGGAGAUAUGCGAUUAUCGUUUGCAUUGUAAGCGGGUGAAGCUGAAAUAUUAUACACAAAUUUGUAUAUAUUUAUCAUUCUAUUUUCGGGGAAUAAAGGGUCGCGCAAAGGUGACUUGUGAAAUAAAAUUGACAAUUUGUUGAACUGA